Salvelinus namaycush (lake trout) is the source of this 1107-nucleotide messenger RNA. RefSeq names its product peripherin 2a (retinal degeneration, slow) (gene prph2a). The coding region runs from base 1 to 1107 and encodes 368 amino acids. Gene Ontology annotation, biological process: visual perception. The transcript is spliced from 4 exons. Gene Ontology annotation, cellular component: membrane. NCBI's taxonomy places the organism in Eukaryota, Metazoa, Chordata, Actinopteri, Salmoniformes, Salmonidae. The record is from RefSeq and is a predicted model, not a curated record.
AUGGCACUAAUGGUGGUCAAGUUUGACCUGAAGAAGCGGGUGAAGCUAGCCCAGUUCCUAUGGCUGAUGUACUGGUUCUCAGUGAUGGCAGGCGUGCUCGUCUUCAGCAUGGGGCUGUUCUUUAAGAUCGAGCUGCGUAAGCGCUCGGAGAUGAUGGACAACAAUGAGAGCCACUUCGUUCCUAACUUACUAAUUGCCGUGGGGCUGCUGGCCUGUGGGAUCAAUGCCAUGGGAGGCAAGAUCUGCUACGACUCCUUGGACCCUAUCAAGUUCUCCAGGUGGAAGCCUAUGCUCAAACCCUUCCUAGUCUCCUGUGUGGCUUUCAAUUGCCUCCUGGUGCUGACGGCUCUGCUCUGCUUCCUGAUGAGGAUCCCUCUCCAGUUCACGCUGGCCGAGGGCCUGAAGAACGCCCUGAAGUUCUACAAGGACACAGACACGCCGGGACGCUGCUACAUGAAGAGGACUUUGGACCAGAUGCAGAUUGAGUUCCGUUGCUGCGGCAACAACAACUUCAGGGACUGGUUCGAGAUCCAGUGGGUCAGCAACCGCUACCUGGACUUCAGCGCCAAGGAAGUAAAAGAUCGUAUCGGCAGCAACGUGGAUGGGAAGUACCUGAUGGAUGCUGUUCCAUUCAGCUGCUGUAACCCCGGCUCCCCUCGGCCCUGCAUCCAGUACCAGGUGACCAACAACACGGCCCACUACUCCUACGACCACCACACCGAGGACCUGAACAUCUGGAAACGGGGCUGUCGCGACGCACUGAUAUCCUACUACGGAGGCAUGAUGAACACCAUAGGAGCCCUGGUGCUACUGGUCGUUAUUCUGGAGGUUAUUGUGAUGAUCGGCCUCCAGUACGUGAACACCUCCCAGUGCAACCUGGCCAACCCAGAAGACCCAGAGAGUGAAAGCGAAGGCUGGAUCCUGGAGAAGACGGUGAAGGAGACGUUUACUGACAUCAUGGACAAGAUGAAAGCCAUGAGCAAGGGUAACGCAGUGGAGGAGGGCGGAGUGGAGGGUGUUGCCACGUUUGAGGUGGACUGCUGGAGGAUUGGAGGGGCUAUAGGAGACGAGGCACGGGUGAAAGUGGCAGAGGUGAACCAGGGGUGA